UUCUGUGUCGUUUUGCCGGGAAUGCAAAUACCACGUGUCUCCAAGCCGGCUGGAAGUCACUGCAGUUUGAUUCACAUUUUUACAGAGAGGACUUGUAAGAUGGCGGCACGGUGGGGAACGGGCGAGGAGAUAUUAAACGCCUGUAAUAUGGAGUAUUUUUCAACGUCGAAUAUUGACGAGGGUGAAAUACUCCAGAAUGGUCUAUGCAACCUGCAGCACCAUGGUCUGGACAAUGCAUUUGAGGCCUGUUUGGAUUCAUGCAUUCUUUCCAUUUUUGACUCCCCAAAUGAAACGGGUAACUGUGAUAUUGAAGAAAGUGAGGCAACACUACUCAUGGCUCUCACUGAAACGCUUGACAGUGUAGAUGACGAGAACCUUUCUCCUUUUGACACUCUACCCGACAGUGAGAUUUUCCAAAGCCAGAAGGCCCAUGAGCACUUCUUGAUAAGUGACAGUGCAGAAGAUGAUGCUACUUUUUCCAAGCACACACAAGAUUUGGGUACAACAUCUCUGGAUGAAUUGGACUGGUGCCUUCCAAUAUCCUUGGAGAAGGAUGGGGAGAACAUGUCUGUAACUCUCGGUGACUUGGUCAAGCACAUGCACCCAUACUCCAUGACUUUGUGUUUGGAGGGAGAGGAUCAGCUUCUGGCCAGGGAAGGAAUUGUGCUUGAGGUGGUGGAUGGGGGAGAACAUGGGGAGCCCAUUCUGGCCAUCCCUGACCUGAGCUUCCCAUUCCCUCUGCUUAGUGGAGACAUUGCAGAUGGAGAACAAGGGGUCCCAGGGAGCAGUUUGCAAAGUGCUGAGUUUAAACCAGAUGACAUCCCAGCAGAGGUGGCCUCCUCCAAAGAUUCGGUAGUCAAGACUGACAAACCUGAGAUUGAGGGAGUUACAAAGCAGGAAAAAUCUUUUCAAAAAUGUCAGUUGAACAGGAAAAAGAAACUGAAAGCCAAAGAAGCCCAACCUGUUGACAGAAGAGUUUUGAGGAGUGCAUCAUCUAAAAAGGUAGUAGAGGAACCCAUUAAGGCAUCUACAGAAGAGCAAAAGAAGAAGAAAAGGGUGACAUUUGCACCUGUUCUCACUGAGCUGUGUAAAGCUGAAGGUUCAUCAGCGGCGAAAAAACCCGAGGCACAUGCUACAGAGGGGAGCCCUUCCUCCACUUCAGUAACCCCCACACCCACGUAUAUUACCCAAGCCAGUCGCGAAUGUGACCUGCUCAUUCAGGAUGAAAUCACAGAAUCAAAGAAUUUAGAUGUAACAAAACCCAUACUAGCUGCAGAACCUCUUGAAAAAGAGCAGGGUUGGGCAGAGGUACAGUCAAAUGAAGCCAAACCAAAAACGCUAAGUUUAGAGCAGUAUCGCCUUCUUCGUCAGCAGAAGAAACUGUGUUCUCUGGAGAAAACUAGGGACCACAGCACUAAAUGGCCCACAUUGGCAGAAGCACCUAGAGAGCUCCCUCUAAUUCCCUGCUUAUCUGUCCCAAGCCCCCGAGACCCACGUUGCACUGCUCCCACUCCUGUGAAGAAGGAGCCUGCCCCUGAAAUUAUGACAACCUGGCAGCCAAGAGGCCCAGCGGUCCCCCCAACUCCUGAGGCUUUACUGAUCCCACCAGCUUCAAUACUGUCUUCCUCUAGAAAACCAGCACCUCCUAAAUCGGCCCCUCAGUCUCCCUCUAAACCUACACACAAUUCGGCCCCGAGCCCUUCAAUACAGCUUAACCCCCAGAAACUACCUGUUCUAACAUGUGUGUCAAACAACACUAUUAAUAAUAAAGUCUCCCAGACUGCUAAGCGGAUCCCAGCUGAAAAUGCUGUGUGUCUACCAGUGGCCUCUGCAACUGGAGCUCCUCAGAGUAUGCAUACAGCCAGGCAUGCAGAGUGUUUACAAGAUGCCACUUCAUUUGGUCAGGUCAGCAUAGCGACUCCACCGGAAGCUCCAUUUAGGAUUCAGGAUAUACCCGGGCCAGAAGCUGAGACUGCAAUGACCACUAGAGACACUACAAACAUUCAUAUCUCCAAGGAUGCGAGCAUUGGGCCAGAAGAAGCUGUCUGCCUAAAGAAAGUAGCGGUGCAUGAUGUAGAAGCUCCUGUGCCUGAAUCAGCGAAGCCCAGCCUGCUGGUCAGAUGUGCCAGGCCUGCUGCAGACUCCCAGCACCAUGUUGCCCCCGUAGCUGCUCAGUCUUUCAUCGCAUCAGGUCCUGUUCAGGCCAGAAUUGUGAAGCUGGCGGAGCAGAUGAGGAUGGCCUCUGCUCCAGUUCCCAAAACGCAGAGUCCUGUCGCAAAGCUAGUGAAGUCCUUAGCCCCUGAAAUUGGUAUUGAAGCCACUGACCUCGCCAGCCUCUUGGAACAAUUUGAGGAGACUCAGCCCAAAGAGGAGCACACUGUGUCGGAGGUCUGUGGUAGAGUAGCUGCUGUAGGAAACUCCAGUACAGAGGAGCAGGCUGAGUCCAAGGCCCUCAAGAAAGCUUACAGUCCUGACCUGGGCAGCACUGCAGGUCUUACUCCACCAGCCACACCUCCUCAUCAGAUGUGGAAGCCAUUGGCCCCAGUUGCAUUAUUAGGAAAACCAAAGAAAUCUGAAGUGCCCAAAUUAACUCCAGGCAAGGUCAUUACAAUAGAGCCUCGGCCCUUACCUGCAAGCAAGCUGCAGAACAGGGCUCCCACUUCCUCUGUUACCCUGGGGCGAACCCAGCCAUUUUCUCUAGACCACGACUACUGCCUCCUUCCUAAGGAAUCCCCCAAGAAUGAGCUGAGCAGUCGCUGGAGCAUCAAACAACAACCUAGCGCCAUCAUCAAGGCUGUUGUGCUGCCCUCUACCAACAAGACACCUCAGCAGAGUGCCUCCAAGCUCCCUCCAACCCCUGCCACUGCAGGAAGCCUGGAGAAAAACCCCAAGCCCAGUCAUCCUCUUGAACCUAGGAGUCAGUGUGAGCAGAAACCCUUGACGACAAGAACAAUCACACUGACUCCAGAUGCUUCACCAGACCGGCUGGAUUCUGAGGGUUCUUUGCAGGAUGAGGGCAGCGGCAUACACCAGAGAUUCCAAAGAUACUCCGAACGCUCCCCCAGCCCAUGCUGCCACAAGAGAGGCCGCUCCCAGAGAACAUACAGGAAACGUGUGUGUAGCAGCUCUGGGUCCAGAUCCAGCAGCUCUGGAUCCUCCAGGUCCAGGUCACGCUCCCCCUCACCAUCCAGGAAAAGGUGUAGGUCUGGUCACUCAGGCAGCAGUUCCACGUCACCUUCUAGAUAUCGCUCCUGCUCCCCGUUGCCUUCCCCUCCGCGCCAGCGCAGGUCAUCAUAUUCCAGCUCUGGGUCCUGGAGUCGUAGCCGAUCCAGGUCCCGGUCCCGGUCCAGAUCCCGGUCUCGAUCUCCUGCACACAGACCUCGACAAUGGAACAUGCAUUGCAGCCCUAGCCAUAGGUCGUAUUACCACUAUGAUUCAAGAGAUCAUAAUGAGGAUAUCAGACGACGCAAGGAGAAGGCUAUCGAGGAGCGAAGAGUCGUUUAUGUCGGACGCGUUCACGGAGGCAUGACCCGUAAGGAGCUGAGGGAACGCUUCUCCUUCUUCGGAGAGAUUGAGGAAUGUACUGUGCACUUCAGAGAGCAUGGUGACAACUAUGGCUUCGUCACGUACUACAACAAAAAGAAUGCAUUUGACGCCAUUGAGAAUGGGGGCAAGCUGCGGCAGCCGAACGAGCUCCCGUUCGACCUGUGCUUUGGGGGCAGAAGGCAGUUUUGCAGGACCAGUUAUGCUGAUCUAGAUUCAAAUCGAGAUUUUGAUCCAGUCACUGCAAAGGGCAGGUUUGAUGCACUAGACUUUGACACUUUACUUAAGCAGGCUCAGAGGAGCCUUAAAAGGUAACAAUGAGGAACAGGGACAUGGAGAAUGGAUGCGGAACAGGGAUACGGAGGACGGAUGAAUUACCUCAGUGCUACAGGAUGACGCACACUCCUUCCGAUGCUGCCAUUCAAUUAAUGUCUUUUGGUUGUUUUUUGGGGGGGAGGGGUUUCCAUUAGUGGUUUUGUUUCUGCAAGCUUACACCUUCAAUUGAAUGAAGAUUUGUAUUAAAAAUUAAAAGAGGAAAAAAAUAAUACAGUAAAGCAAUGUAUUGAAAAGUAAGUUUUUAAAGGGAGGUUUAUUUAAAUGUUUAACUUUAAAAUGUUGUAUACAUUUUAAGAACUAAAAAAAGUAAGUUGAACAACCUCAGUGUUCUGAGAAUAGAUUUACAUUACUGCAAAUGUAUUUCAACCUAAAUAAACCUUUAAUGUAUUUUA
This is a messenger RNA of Electrophorus electricus (electric eel), 4271 nucleotides long. RefSeq names its product PPARG related coactivator 1 (gene pprc1). Gene Ontology annotation, cellular component: nucleus. NCBI's taxonomy places the organism in Eukaryota, Metazoa, Chordata, Actinopteri, Gymnotiformes, Gymnotidae. The record is from RefSeq and is a predicted model, not a curated record. Gene Ontology annotation, molecular function: transcription factor binding; RNA binding. Gene Ontology annotation, biological process: positive regulation of transcription by RNA polymerase II.